UGCGUAGCUUCUUGUUUGGGGACAAGGAGAUGACAAAAACGCAUACCCAUUCUUACUCUUGAAAUUUCGUUUUCUUUUUUUUUCCCCCCCCUUUUGGUUUCACUGGCAAUUUUAUUUACCCAGAUGUACUUGCUCUGGUUGUUUUAGUUUAGUGCGUGCGGAUGAUGAAAUGACGAAAAUGCCCUCUCCUGGGCUUCUCGGAUUAGUGGGAUUUUCUUUGCAAAGUUUAAUUUGGACGGGUGUUUGGUCAUAUUCUGGGACAAAGAGAGUGAAGCUUUUGAGGGGAUUAUGGGAGUGACCCUUUUUUUUGUGCUAUAAUAUAAUUAAGUAGUACUGCCCCCAUCUCGCCUUUACAUGUUGGUAAACAGCUGUUUUCUAUAUUGCAAAUGUAAUCCAAUCUUGGAACAAGGGGUAUUCUGGUCAAACGGUAAUUGUUUAGAUAAUUCAGACCCUUUUUUCCUCCCUGCCCUGGUAGGAGUGUGAAAGGAGAAGCUACCAAAUUGGCUUCUCUUCCAUGAUACACGGUUUGAGUUGUGGAAUUGUUGGUGAGACCGUUCAAAGUAGUAGUGGAGACGCUUUUUUUUUUUUUCUAAGCAAUUCAUGACAUUUUAAGAAGUGGGUUUUGCUUGAAUUUUGGGCGGAUUCACUAAUUAACAAAGAUAUAAAAUAGUAAUGUGACGAAGAUUGACAAUUGAAUUUGCUGACUUUUGGGUUUUUGUUCUUUUAUUUAAAGCGCAAAAAUUGAAGACGUUGAUGUGAGUAUGAACACAUUGAAAUCUUGGGGGGACACUGUUACCUAACUAUAAUAACUAUGGUAUUCAAUUCAGAUUAGCCAACUUUCAGGCUGGUCACGUGGUAGAGAAUUCUCUGGUUUGCAAUUAAUUUCAUGCCAAGUAAACUUGCAGUUUUGUGAUGACUGGAAAUUAAUGGUUGAUUUUAUUUUGCGUAGGUCGUUUUUCCGGUAACUGCAUGCAAAUUACUAUAACAAGACCAAAUAGAAACUUCUUUGCAGAAAAAGGAUGAUAAAAUGAAGUCAAGAAAAUACACCACUAUUUAUAUGGGGGAAAAAAAAAAAGACUACAGGUCAAGCAUUAAAUGAUGAAUUUUUGUAUUACUCUAUGCUGGGAGAAUAGUCAUGGUGGCACAUGUGGGAGGUCUAGAGCAAAUUUAUGGUCUUGUCUCCCUCAAUUUAAUGUAUUUAUAGAUACAUACAACGCUAUAGUGUGCACAUGACUAUUUAACACUAGCAUGGAUGGUUGGCCCUUUAUGACCUGCAAAAUGUAUUCAUUUGAAGUUUAUGAGAGUAUUCUUUUCCCCACGUAAUUUCUCGUGGCGGGAUACAUGUUCAAUAAUCAACAUAAAAGAAAUCGAUGUCUCAGUUACUGCUGAUUUUAAUUCCAGAUCUGUGACUCUGGCUUGAGCUUUUGAGGUCAUGGAAUUCUCAGUGUAUGCAGUGGAAAGGUUUAAUGGCUGGCAGGAUUAUAUGAUUCAGAACUAAUCGAGCACGUAGAACCUUCCAAGUUUCCCAUUCUUUCUUUCUGACUAAUCUAUAUGAGAGCUAGAGGAGGUUCUUUCCUCUUAAAUGGAUCAAAAAGAGCUGCUGAUGGAAGGAUCUAGUGUUUUUUUUUUUUUUUAAAGUGUAAAUGGAUGAGACGGGUGUCUACAAAAACCUCCUACAGGAGAUUUCACAAAGAGUUGGAUCGCCUUUACCCCAGUAUACAACUUUCAGGUCAGGUCUGGGGCACCUACCAGUCUUUACAGGAAUAGUGGAACUGGCUGGAAUAAUGUUUACGGGAGAACCUGCUAAGAACAAAAAACAAGCUGAGAAGAAUGCUGCCCUGGCAGCUUGGUCAUCACUGAAGCAACUGGCACAAGAAGAUUCUAGUUCAUCAUCAGAGCCAGAGAAUAAUGAUGAACAGGAGCAAAUCAGAAUAGCUAGAGCCCUACUUAACUACAGGUUGAAGGAGAAGAUUCAUAUGUCUAACAGUAGCAGAACCUCUGUUCCCUUUCAGAAGAAAUCUUUUAUUCCACCGCCUCGGCCAUCAAGUCCGCAGCGUCCUCCCACGGCCGCAUCUAAAAUCCUCCCCUUGUUUUGCCAAAAUAGUGUUUCUCAGAAUAAACAAGCAGUAGCAAAUGACAGCCCUGUUCCAUUAUCACAGUCUCUUUCAUCAGAGGCGCGUUCAGUUCACUGCCACAAGCUUCCUACCAUGGAGAGGGCAACUUAUGUUCCUAUUACACAGUACAGGACACCUUACAAAGGGAUUGCUCCUCCUGUUACAAUCAGAACAGCAGUACCAGUUUACUCUGCACCACCCCUUCCAGCACCAUCUGCAAGUCACACUCGAGCAAUGCAGCCUCGACCUGUGCGAAUGGCUCCCCCAGUUCGUAUCAGGCAAGCUAUUCCUGUAUUUGCUGCUCCAUCAGCAACCCCAAAGAGAGAAUUACCAAGUAGUAUAGCUUAUAGCUUGUUAGCAAAAUCACCACCUCAUGCUGAAGAAUCAGGAAGUGAGCCAAGCAUUGACAUAAAUGAAUCUACAGUUUUGAAGUGCUUCGAACAUCUGGAAAUUUGAUGGUAACUGGAGAGAUACGAAUGUACUACUUAUGUUUUGUGUAUGAGUUUACUCUGCAUUUCCGUCUCUUGCUGCUUUUUGAUACGAGUGCCUCGUGUUCUUCAUUUACCAUAGUUUACUUUCAGCUUCUGCCUGUCAAUUUAGUACCAAUGUUACCGAACGCUCCCAGUUGCGGGGAUGAUGCAAGAGGGUCACUGCUUCUAAGAUUAAAAAUAUCGUCUAUGAUGCUUCUAUCGGAU
Coffea arabica (coffee) is the source of this 2809-nucleotide messenger RNA. Its product is annotated as double-stranded RNA-binding protein 2. Gene Ontology annotation, molecular function: double-stranded RNA binding. Lineage: Eukaryota; Viridiplantae; Streptophyta; Magnoliopsida; Gentianales; Rubiaceae. The record is from RefSeq and is a predicted model, not a curated record.